Molecule: messenger RNA, 2370 nt
Organism: Rhopilema esculentum
Lineage: Eukaryota; Metazoa; Cnidaria; Scyphozoa; Rhizostomeae; Rhizostomatidae
Product: citramalyl-CoA lyase, mitochondrial
Biological process (GO): regulation of cobalamin catabolic process
Molecular function (GO): (S)-citramalyl-CoA lyase activity
Source: RefSeq, a predicted model, not a curated record
GUCCUCAUUUUGAAGCGAGGCCACUACAUAAUGUCACAUAAACGUGUUGUUUCCAAACUUUCAAGGUUAGCAAGGUUUCCAAACUUGCAAAUAUUGCAAGAUAAAUUUCAAUAAAAAAUAAUGGAGUCUGUAUUCAGAGUAAUACAUUCUUGCACGAAGCACGCCGGGAAAGGCCUCAUCAAUGCAGCAAGAGGGGUAAACAUUUUGAACAGUAUUCAGCGCCGAGCGACCUUCAGCAGUUUGGAGAAAGAAAUAGCAACGUUUAGACCGCGAAGAUCACUGCUUUUUGUUCCUGCUGAUGACAGAAAGAAAAUAAACAAGGCAUCAAAUUUACAAGCAGACUGCAUUGUACUUGAAUGUGAAGAUGGUGUCGCAAUGAGUCAGAAGGAUGUAGCAAGGAAGAAUAUCAAUGAGUUGUUGGGCAACAUCGAACUUAAAUAUGGAGAAUGUGCUGUAAGGGUGAAUUCUGUUGACAGUGGACUUGUUCUCGAAGACAUUGAGGCUGCACUCACUGGAAAAACUUUACCAGAGUCUAUAUUGCUGCCAAAAGUGGAAAGUUCUGAUCAAAUUAAAUGGUUUGCAGAUCAAGUGAAUAGAGUACUGAUGAAAAGAUCAACAAAUCCUGAAAAGAAAAUGGCAUUUAUUUUCUUUAUCGAAACACCAAUUGCCAUUCUGAACAUGAGAUACAUAAUGGAAGCAGCAGUAGAUGCAACUUUACCGUUCAAGACAGAGGCUGGUGUUUUUGGAUCAGAUGACUUUUUGGCCAGUUUGGGAGGAACAAGGACAGAGGAUGCCAGGGAAUUGAUAUUUGCAAGGCAAAGUUUUGUUACUCAUUGUAAAGCAUUUGGUUUGCAAGCAAUAGACAUGGUCCAUAUAAAUUUCAAAGAUUUAGAAAGCCUGAAGCGACAUGCCGAGGAAGGAGCAAAAAUGGGGUUCACUGGGAAACAGUUGAUACACCCAGGGCAGAUUGAAGUGGUGAAUAGUGCAUUUAUGCCCAGUGCAAACAAGAUUCAGUGGGCUCAAGAGCUAAUAAAAUCGUUUGGAGAACAUGAAAGUUCAGGAAAGGGUGCCUUCACAUUCCGUGGCAGCAUGAUUGACCUUCCUCUUUUGAAGCAAGCACAAAACAUUUUAAGAAUUGUUGAAUCAGUAAAAAAUAAAUAACAAUUAUUGCAUUUACAAGAGACAUCAUUUGCUUAAUUAAAAUUCAAAUUUUCAAACCUCAAAACAACUUAGUCAUUUAAAAAAAUCUUCAGAACAUGGUUCUAUCCUUAAUUUCAUAUUUUCUUAAUUAACAAACUUUGGGAAUACAAAUGUGAAUUUGAUAAAACCUUAGCUGGUAUCAAUGGUAUAUAGGUUUUGAAGAUUUGAAUUUAUCGAGAAACCACACUGAUUGAAGAAAAUAUUUUUGACAGUGUAGCUAAAACUUUGUUGUUUUUUUUUGAAAUUUCAAUUUUAAAUUUUGCAACUUCUUUGAAACAACAUUACACAUCCACAUUGGCAUUGACAUUUUGCUAUAAAUCUUAUUGAGUUAUCUUUUUUAAGUCUUUUCUUCUGUUUCAAAUAGUUGAUUUGGUGUUAUCAUAAUGAUUUAAUAGUGUUUAAUUUCAUGUUAUCAGUUUUGUAUUCAUUCAAAUUUGUUUAAAAUCCCUAUUUUUAAAAGAUAUCCGCCUGACUUUGAGUGGAAAUUAUGACAUCAUAUACAACUUGAAAGGGCAUCAGUAAGUGUUAACAGCCAGGAUAACAGAGAGAAUUACAGUAUUUGUUCAAUUUAUAACUUACCAACCAGGCUGUUACUAAUAAUUGAAUUGAAGUUGAUUAAUGGUCUCAAUCAAUUAGUAAUUCAGUAGUUGACUAUUAAUUUGUUGUUGAUCACAAACAACAGUUGACAAAAACUAAAAGUGCAUGAUUAAAAUUAUUAAUUGAAGCCCUGAUUAUUCACUAACCCUUACAGCUUAAGAAAAAAAUUCUGCACAGAAACACUUUUGGCACCUAGUUCAGAAAUACAUGAUUUUUUACAUCACAUAAGAACAAAGAAUAGCAGAAGCAGAGCAUACCAAAAUACUUUCUGUUUAAGUUGAACAAAAUUUUCUAUACUGGUGCCAAUUUAGAGUACUAUGAGAGAGAAAUCGGUGCAUUAAUUGUUUUUGACAAGUCAACAGCUGCUGACAAACUGCUCUUCUUAGGAGUCCAAGAGAGAAAAUGGACUUUUCUGUUUAUUGAGAUACUUUGUGCUAUUGCAGAUGGUUUUCGAAACACUUUAAUGAAAUCAAAGCCUUAAAAAGGAUUCCUUAAUUUUUACACCCAAGUGUAGUGUUGUUGAAAUCAAAAUAAAACAAUUUGAUUUUGCUAACGAAAGUCAAAGUCUGAGAU